AACCAUAGGGAUACUUCCGGUGUCCAGGUGCUGGUUUCUUUGGCAGGAAGAGAAAGAUGGGUUCCUACCCCGUGGCCCGUGCUUGGUCGUUCUUAUGGCUGCUGCUGCCCUUGCUUGGUUCAGUGUACGCCAGCGGUCCCCGCACCCUAGUGUUGCUGGACAACCUCAACCUGCGGGAGACACACUCGCUUUUCUUCCGGAGCCUGAAGGACCGAGGCUUUGAGCUCACAUUCAAGACCGCUGAUGACCCCAGCCUGUCUCUCAUUAAGUACGGGGAGUUCCUCUAUGAUAAUCUCAUCGUCUUCUCACCCUCGGUAGAAGAUUUUGGAGGCAACAUUAAUGUGGAGACAAUCAGUGCCUUUAUUGACGGUGGAGGCAGUGUCCUGGUGGCUGCCAGCUCAGACAUCGGCGACCCUCUUCGAGAGUUGGGCAGUGAAUGCGGGAUUGAAUUCGAUGAGGAGAGAACGGCUGUCAUUGACCACCAUAACUACGACAUCUCAGACCUUGGCCAGCAUACACUCAUUGUGGCUGACACAGAGAACCUCCUAAAGGCCCCAACUAUCGUUGGGAAAUCAGCUCUGAAUCCGAUCCUCUUCCGAGGAGUUGGGAUGGUGGCUGAUCCUGACAAUCCCUUGGUAUUGGACAUCCUGACGGGCUCGUCCACCUCUUACUCCUUCUUCCCAGAUAAACCCAUUACCCAGUACCCCCAUGCUGUGGGGAAGAACACCCUCCUUAUUGCUGGGCUGCAGGCCAGGAACAACGCCCGGGUCAUCUUCAGCGGCUCCCUGGACUUCUUCAGUGAUGCCUUCUUCAACUCAGCCGUGCAGAAGGCCACGCCUGGCGCCCAGAGGUAUCCCCAGACGGGCAACUAUGAGCUAGCCGUGGCUCUCUCCCGCUGGGUGUUCAAGGAGGAGGGUGUCCUCCGUGUGGGGCCUGUGUCCCAUCAUCGAGUGGGUGAGACAGCCCCACCCAACGCCUACACUGUCACUGACCUAGUGGAGUACAGCAUCGUGAUCGAGCAGCUCUCCAAUGGCAGGUGGGUCCCCUUUGAUGGUGACGACAUUCAGUUGGAGUUUGUCCGCAUCGAUCCUUUUGUGCGGACUUUCUUGAAGAGGAAAGGGGGCAAGUACAGCGUCCAGUUCAAGCUGCCGGACGUGUACGGAGUCUUCCAGUUCAAAGUGGAUUACAACCGGCUUGGCUACACGCACCUGUACUCUUCCACUCAGGUGUCAGUGAGGCCGCUGCAGCACACACAGUACGAGCGCUUCAUUCCCUCGGCCUAUCCCUACUAUGCCAGUGCCUUCUCCAUGAUGGUGGGGCUCUUCAUCUUCAGCAUCGUCUUCUUACACAUGAAGGAGAAGGAGAAGUCAGACUGAGGGGGGUUUUCAUGGGGAGUGUGUGUCUGGGUUUUUUGUUUGUUAUUAAAGCCAUGGGAAAAUGGCACAGCCUUACCUCAGCGGGAGAUGCAGCAUUGAGUACCAAGGGGUGGGGGAGAGGGAAUCAUUUUUAUGUAGGUUUUUCCACCAUGAAUUGCUACACAGCAUUUUUUCUAAGUGCAGUCACUCCUGUUUCUAAAAUAAAGAAACGCUGCCCUCACACUUCA
This is a messenger RNA of Chinchilla lanigera (long-tailed chinchilla), 1603 nucleotides long. It is a transcript of the gene Ddost, whose product is annotated as dolichyl-diphosphooligosaccharide--protein glycosyltransferase subunit (non-catalytic). The record is from RefSeq and is a predicted model, not a curated record. The transcript is spliced from 11 exons. Bases 57 to 1376 code for a protein of 439 amino acids. Lineage: Eukaryota; Metazoa; Chordata; Mammalia; Rodentia; Chinchillidae. Gene Ontology annotation, cellular component: endoplasmic reticulum membrane; oligosaccharyltransferase complex.